Messenger RNA from Lampris incognitus (smalleye Pacific opah), 609 nucleotides. RefSeq names its product transmembrane protein 235b (gene tmem235b). The transcript is spliced from 4 exons. Bases 1 to 609 code for a protein of 202 amino acids. Gene Ontology annotation, cellular component: apical plasma membrane. The record is from RefSeq and is a predicted model, not a curated record. NCBI's taxonomy places the organism in Eukaryota, Metazoa, Chordata, Actinopteri, Lampriformes, Lampridae.
AUGAGAAGUUCCAGCCGGGUGGCCAUCUCCGCCUGCGUCUCCCUGCUACUGAGUUUUACUUUACUGGCUGCGGCCAUCGGCAGCGAGUACUGGUACAUCAUAGAGAUGAAUCCGCUAAACCGGAGCCACAUGGAGGAUCUGAGCUCCCAUUCAGGACUGUGGAGAAUCCACGAAGGUGGGAAGGUUUAUUUCUUCACAGCCGCCGAAUCAAACUACACAGAGUCGGAAUUACAAAUGCUGAACAUGCACAGUGUGAUCGUGGUGGUGCUCCCCAUCAGUCUGGUCCUCCUGGUGUUGGGUGGGAUCUGCGGACUGGUCGCCUCUCUGGUCCGGAGUCGUGCUCUGCUCACCGGCACCGCCUCCUACCUCCUCCUCUGCAGUCUGCUGACUCUGUGUGGUGUGGUCCUCUACAUCAUGUAUUCCUACCAAGCCCUGGCGGAGACGGAGAGGCUGGUGGGUCCGGAGGGUCUGGCCCACGUCAGCACCUCCUUCGGCUGGUCCCUGGCUCUGGCCUGGCUUUCCUACAGCCUGGAGGUCUUCAGCGGACUGCUGCUGCUCAUCAGUGCCCACGUAGCCCAGCCGGAGCAGAGCAGGUCCACGGUGGCCUAG